Messenger RNA from Carica papaya (papaya), 504 nucleotides. The record is from RefSeq and is a predicted model, not a curated record. Lineage: Eukaryota; Viridiplantae; Streptophyta; Magnoliopsida; Brassicales; Caricaceae.
AUGAGCGACGACAUUCAUAACCCCUUCUUCCUCCACAGUGGUGAUCAUCCGGGAUUAAUCGUAGUCAUCCACGUCAUGAAUGGAAACAACCACAACACUUGGGAGUGUGCGAUGUGGAUUGCGUUGAACGCGAAGGACAAGCUGGGCUUCAUAGACGGUUCGGUGUCGCAACCCAACAGUACAGACUCCAUGGCAGGAGCAUGGUCUCGCUGCAACUCCAUGGUGAUUUCGUGGCUUCUCAAUGCAGUCGUGAAGGACAUCGUGGAUAGUCUGUUUUACCUUGAAAAUGCUCAAGCUAUUUGGUCCGAUUUACAACAUAGAUUUCAACAAAGCAAUGCACCAAGAAUAUUCCAGUUGAAGAAAUUCAUGAACACUUUCACGCAAGGCUCCCUCACCAUGAAUACAUAUUAUACCAAAAUGAAGACUAUGUGGGAUGAACUAAAAACCUAUCAGCCCGCACCCGUAUGCCCUUAUGGUGGAAUAAGGGCUUGGAACGAUUACUAG